AGUAACGGCUGUGAGAUCCAGACUAGGUGAGAAUGUUCUAGAUACACGGCGUGACUCCACAUAGUCUAUAAAUACUCCAGAGAGCUUCAUCUGAGUAUUAAUACUCUCACUAAUACUCCACAUACAGGACGAUGGCAGAAGGUAACAGACGACACCCUCCCAAUUUGCAGGGGGUCCUGCGACUGGCUGUGGAGGCGGGCUCCGCCUCAGACGGUCCUGCACUCAGAGAGCCCUUGUCACAGGAGAGGAUAGAGUUCCUGCGGGGGGCGCUAGCCGAGAUGUGUAAGGGUCAGAUGGACGAGGUUGAGCAGAUGAAGCGCUGUGUGUCCGUGCUCCUGCAGGACGAGAAGCACAGAGAGAGCGAGGAGGAGGGAGAGGAGCAGGACGAGGAUGAACGGGAGUCGGCGCUGGAGAUGCUGUCCGAACUUUGUGACAACCUGGACAACGCUAGAGACCUAAUGAAGAUGGGCGGGUUGGAGGUGAGCCUCUCCAGGUGUCUGUGCCACACCCAGGCUGGCGUGCGGUGGCGGGCGGCCGAGCUCCUGGCGUGCUGCGCUCAGAACAUGCCGGAGGUUCAGCUCUACCUGCUCCACCAGGGGGCGCUGAACACACUGCUGCAGCUCACCGACCACGACACACACCCUACCGUCCGCGUCAAAGCCCUCUACGCCGUCUCCUGUUUGGUCAGGGAACAUGAAGAGGGCCUGCGCGACUUCCUGUCACAUGACGGCUUCUCUGUGCUGAUGAGGGGGAUGCAGUCGGACUGCGAGAAGCUUCGCACCAAAUCGUCCUUCCUGCUGCUCAACCUGCUCACCAGCCACCCCGAACACAAAGAUACGGUGUUGAGUAUGGGAAUGGUGCAGCAGUUGGUCUCAGUGCUGCGGACUCCUCACUCCUCUGUGCAUGAACAUGUUCUCGGCGUCCUCUGCUGUUUAGUGGACGACUGUGAGCGAGGUGUAUCUGACUGUACCGAACCCUCUUUGGGUCUGGAGGAGCUGCUGAAGCACAGAAUUCAGGAGCUGCAGGGUCGAGAGGAGAGCCAGGAGGAGCUGGACUUUUGCGAGCACUUGCGAGCGGCUUGUUUCCCAGCUCAGCCACCCGAAGAUAAUGUUAUGGAUCGGUGAAUUCUCAUCGGUGAAUGUUAACCCCUGUUGCGCUGCUAUUGGUCAGAAGAGAGUGCUGGACUGUUUACUUUUUAAUUGACGAAGCCCAAAGGAUGGAGGUGAUCUGAACUGAGCACGCUCAGAACGUUCAUGUACACAAUGCUGUUCAUACUGGAUCAACCUGUACAAAAUAUUUCCAUUCACUGUGACUAAAGUCUCCUUCAGUUUUUCA
Molecule: messenger RNA, 1335 nt
Organism: Trichomycterus rosablanca
Lineage: Eukaryota; Metazoa; Chordata; Actinopteri; Siluriformes; Trichomycteridae
Gene: hspbp1
Product: HSPA (heat shock 70kDa) binding protein, cytoplasmic cochaperone 1
Exons: 8
Coding region: 132-1124 (330 amino acids)
Cellular component (GO): endoplasmic reticulum
Molecular function (GO): adenyl-nucleotide exchange factor activity
Source: RefSeq, a predicted model, not a curated record